GCGUGUUUUUUUUUUUUUUCUCUCUCUCUCUCUCUCUCUCUUUCUCUCUCUCCCUUCCUUCCUGGGCGGGGGAGGAGGAGUUAUAUUGCGGGGUCCUUCCUCGCUCAGCCUGGUUCCUCACGGAGCGGAGACGGCAAAUGGCGGACUUCGACACCUACGACGAUCGGGCCUACAGCAGCUUCGGCGGCGGGAGAGGGUCCCGAGGCAGUGCUGGUAGCCAUGGUUCCCGGAGCCAAAAGGAGCUGCCCACAGAGCCCCCCUACACAGCCUACGUAGGGAACCUACCUUUUAACACGGUUCAGGGAGACAUCGAUGCUAUCUUCAAGGAUCUCAGCAUACGGAGUGUACGGCUAGUCAGAGACAAAGACACAGACAAAUUUAAAGGGUUCUGCUAUGUAGAAUUUGAUGAGGUGGAUUCCCUGAAGGAGGCCCUGACAUACGAUGGUGCACUCUUGGGUGACCGGUCACUUCGAGUGGACAUUGCAGAAGGCAGAAAACAAGAUAAAGGCGGCUUUGGCUUCAGGAAAGGUGGACCUGAUGACAGAGGAAUGGGUGGCUCUCGAGAAUCUAGAGGUGGAUGGGAUUCCCGCGAUGACUUCAAUUCCGGCUACCGGGAUGACUUCUUAGGAGGCAGGGGUGGCAGUCGCCCUGGGGACCGGCGAGCAGGCCCUCCUAUGGGCAGUCGCUUCCGAGAUGGCCCUCCCAUGCGUGGUUCCAACAUGGACUUCAGAGAACCCACAGAAGAGGAGCGAGCACAGAGACCACGGCUGCAGCUUAAACCUCGGACAGUGGCAACACCCCUCAACCAAGUAGCCAACCCCAACUCCGCCAUCUUCGGGGGAGCCAGGCCCAGAGAGGAAGUGGUUCAGAAGGAGCAAGAAUGAGCCGGGGUUGGGAGGGGUGGGGCAUGGGGAGCUAGAGCAAGGCCAUGGCCCAGUGGCCCAGCCGUCCACCGUGCAGGCCCCAUUCCCGCGCCUGGCACCGUCCUCCUUUCUUUCAGCGGAAACACAGAGCUUGUGAGUGCAUGUCAGCUGUUAACAAGUGGUUUCUAGUACAUUCUUGGCUUUGCUGUAUCUAUCUAGUGCCUGUUUUGUGCUUUCUUUCUCCUUCCUUCCUUCCUUCCUUCCUUCCUUCCUUCCUUCCUUCCUUGCCCUCCUUCCUGUCCUCUCCUCGCUCCUCUGCACAGUGUCUGCAGGAGUGGUGGUGGACAGGACAGGACAGUGCCCAGCUGCUGCUCCUUCCUCCGCCGUCCUCUGCUUCCUCUUUUCUUUACGCUCCUGGCCGCACUGCGGGCCGGUGGCUGCUUCCUCUGCUUUUGCUCAGAGCUGCUUCACCUGCAUGUGGAGUUCUGUGUUGCUGCGGCUUCAGGGAGAGCCGGAGUCGCCAGCAAGGAGGCCGGUGGUGUCUUGUUUCCAUCCGGGAUGAGCGAGCGUGCAGAGUACCGGCCCUGCUGAUCCUUGCAAACUGCUGUCGGGGUGCUGGUGGGCAGUCCCCUGCUGUCGUGGCUUUGCUCUGGCUCCCUCUGCAGACUGCAAGUUUGUUCCUUGCUCUCCAGGGUCUUGGAGGCCCUGCGGGGUGCAGCCCGCUGCAGCUCAAUCUGUUUCCCGGGGCUGAGGCCUGCCGGAAGCAGGGGUGGUGCUGGAGCCGCAUCGGCAGCUGUGCCAAGUCUGCGGGGUCUCCCUCUGUCUGUCCUGUCUGUCUGUCCCUGGGGCACUGAGUAUGGGCGCCUUCUUCCCAGCACAUCCAAAGUCCAUAAGGAAAAUGGGCCUAGAAUCUGGCACUUUACCUGGUGAGGCGCUGGCUGUGCGCAGCUGCGGAGAGGUGAGGACGAGCCCGUGCCGCCGCCGCGCCCGCUGCCCUCCUCCCCCUCGGGGUGCUGGCCGCUCCCACCGGGAGUAAGGCUCAGGCCUCUGAGCUUGAACAGCUGUGUAGGAACCAAGUCCGUCUGUCCUGGUGGGAGCACUUGAGGGGCAGCCAGCCUCUAGAGCCCUAGGGAAAGACCCGACUGCAAGGCCCGCAGCUGUGCAGCUUGCUGAGGCGGCGCCUCCUCUCAGCCGGCAGCCCUGGCUCGAGCUUGUCUUUGUCACAAGGCCUCAGCAAUUCACAGAACUCUCGCUCCUUCCUUACGCCUGCCAUCUUCUCUGCUUCUGAGAUAAAGAACCAUUUGUGUAACACCAACACCUAACUUAAGACAGACAUGCCUUGCGUGGUCGUAAUCAAAGCUGACCUAGUACAUCUCCUAUGCGGAAAAGACAGAACACACAUCCACGUGCACUGCCGGGCGGCCAGGGGACGCAGUGUGAGAAUGGGAUUCCAAACACUUCACACAUUCAGUUCUACGACAGAAAGGGAUCUAUGGAUGUGGUAUUUUGUGAAUGACCUUUUAAAUAAAAGACAACCUUACAUAA
Messenger RNA from Jaculus jaculus (lesser Egyptian jerboa), 2408 nucleotides. It is a transcript of the gene Eif4h, whose product is annotated as eukaryotic translation initiation factor 4H. Bases 138 to 884 code for a protein of 248 amino acids. The record is from RefSeq and is a predicted model, not a curated record. The transcript has 7 exons. Gene Ontology annotation, molecular function: RNA binding. Lineage: Eukaryota; Metazoa; Chordata; Mammalia; Rodentia; Dipodidae.